Molecule: messenger RNA, 3972 nt
Organism: Monodelphis domestica (gray short-tailed opossum)
Lineage: Eukaryota; Metazoa; Chordata; Mammalia; Didelphimorphia; Didelphidae
Biological process (GO): regulation of transcription by RNA polymerase II
Cellular component (GO): nucleus
Molecular function (GO): DNA-binding transcription factor activity, RNA polymerase II-specific; RNA polymerase II cis-regulatory region sequence-specific DNA binding
Source: RefSeq, a predicted model, not a curated record
UCAGGAAUCAGUGACAUUCAAGGAUGUGGCUGUAAACUUCACCCAGGAGGAAUGGGAGCAAUUGAAUCCUGCUCAGAGGAACCUAUAUAAGGAUGUGAUGCUGGAGAACUAUCAAAACCUCAUCUCACUGGGUCGAGGGCUCUCACCUAAGAUAAGAGUGCACAUAUCUACUUUCUGGAAAGAUAAGCCUGAACCUCCUUCAGAAGUUACCACAACUCCUUCUGGGCUUUUCUAUUAUAUCCUUUUUGGAUAGGGAGGCAGCUUAGUAUAGGGGAAAGAAGAGUCAAGAGGCCCAAGUUCAAGUCUCACCCUGCUAAUCAUUAACCAUUUGAGCAUGAGCAAGUCCCUUCACCUCUCUUAUCUGAAGUUUCCCUUUCAAUUAUGGGGGAAAGAAUGAUCUCUUGAUUCUCUCCAGCUCUCAAAUUAUUUGAUUCACAGAAUCUCAGGGAUGGAAGCUACUCAGAAGCCACUUAAUUUAAACUGCACCCAAACUGAAGGUUCUCUACAGCAGCCACAUGAUGGGUCACUCAGCUUUUUCAUGAAGAUCUUUACUAAGGGAGACCCACUGCCUUCCAUGUUGUCUUCUUUCAGGAAGUUCUUCUAGGAAGGUUUUUCUUAUCUAGAGCCUAAAUUCUCUCCUUUGCAACUUCCAUCUAUUACUUCUAGUUCUCCCCAUGGGGCCAUGCCCUCUUCCAUGUGAAAGCCAUUCAAAUACUUGAAGCCAGCAAUCACACCAAUACUCUCCCUUCCCUACCUGAUGCUCAAAUUUUUUCUCUUUCAGGCAAAAAAUUCUGGUUUCCUUUCAUCAGCUAUAUGGUGUGAACUCAAGGCUAACCUACCAUUUUCCUAGUUGCCCUCUUCUGGGUGUUCUCCACUUUAUCAGUAUUUGCCUCAAAUUAAAGCUUUCAGAUGUGGCCUGACCAGGCCAAAAUCUAGCAAGAUUCCCACCUCUCUAGCCUCAGACUAGCUUUCAUGGUGGCCAGAUCACAUUGUUGAUUCAUACUGAGCUUGCAGUCUACUAAACCCUCCAUGUCUUUUUUUCAGAUGAAAAGCCAUGCCUCCUCCAUCUUAGACAUUGGAAGCCCUGUUUCACAAAGAUUUUCUGCUUCUCUUCUCUUACAGAACAAAAGUGUUAAUGUCAAAAACUCCAGAGGAAGGGAGACAGAUUGCUCAUGGAAGGGCUCCCUAUAUCUAAACCAGAUGUGAUUUUCAAAUUGGAACAGGGGAAAGAACCAUGGAUCCUUAAUCUACAGGAAGCCAGAGAAAGAGAGGUGCCAAGAAAUUUCUCUCCAGGCUGGGAAAGUAGGUCUGAAAUCCAACAGUCACCUCAACAUGAGAACAUUUCUGAAGAAUCAGAAUCACCAGGGACAUUAGUUCCUCUAAAUCCUACAUUUGGAGAAAUUCAUAUAUCUGAGGGUAGAUUGGAGAAACAUCAGAAAAACUCUGAACAGGAAAAAUGGAAGAAAUCCCUUUCCUUUGAGAAUACUUUCAAGCAAUUAUCAAUAAAUCUCACCGAAAGCCCUAGUAAAGAAACAGAUCUUGAAUGUAAAGAAUGUGGAAAAAAAUUCUUUGACCGCCCAUCCCUUACUCGACAUCUGAGGACUCAUAAGGGAGAGAAACGUUAUAAAUGUAACAAAUGUGGAAAGGCCUUCUCUAAACAUUCAUCUCUUACUGAACAUGAUAGACUUCAUACCGGAGAAAAGCCCUACGAGUGUGAUGAAUGUGGAAAGGCAUUUAGCCUGAAAAGUAACCUAACUCGACAUCAGCUAACACAUACUGGAGAAAAGCCCUAUGAAUGUGAUGAAUGUGGAAAGGCCUUCAGCCGGAGAAGUGGACUUAUGAGGCAUCACAUGACUCAUACAGGAGAAAGUCCCUAUAAAUGUUAUGAAUGUGGGAAAGCCUUUUUUAACCCUUCAUCUCUUACUGAACAUGAGAGAAUUCAUACUGGAGAAAAGCCCUAUGAAUGUGAUGAAUGUGGGAAAGCUUUCUCUAACCAGUCAUCCCUUACUGUACAUAAGAGAAUUCAUACUGGAGAAAAACCCUAUGAAUGUGAUGAAUGUGGGAAAGCUUUCUCUAUACAUUCAUCCCUUACUGUACAUCAGAGAAUUCACACUGGAGAAAAACCUUAUGAAUGUGAUGAGUGUGGGAAAGCCUUCUUUGACUGUUCAUCUCUUAUUAGGCAUCAACGAACUCAUACUGGAGAGAAACCCUAUUUGUGUAGUGUGUGUGGGAAAGUUUUCAGUAGCAAAUCAUCUGUCAUUCAACAUCAGCGACGUUAUGCCAGAGAAUAAUUUAGGAAUAUAAUAAUUUGAGGAAAAUUUCCAUCAGACCUGUUACUUUGUUGACUAAAAAAUCAAAGUGGGAAAAGAGGCCCCCCAUAGAAAUUGUAAAAUGGUUUUAUCUUAAACAGAUGGGUGGGAGAAUGAGAAAUGGGCACUUAUUAAAUGCCUACUUUGUAUCAGGCACUGUGCUAAGCACUUUAUCAAUCUCUUAUUUGAUCCUCACAACAACCCAGGGAAGUAGGUGCUGUUAUGAUUCCCAUUUUACAGUUGAGGAAACUAAGGCAGACAUUAAGUGACUUCUACAGGGUCUACACUGCUGAUAAAUACCUGAGACUGGAUCUGAACUCAGUCUUCCUGACACUGGGCCCAACACUAUCCACUGUGCCAGUUCACUAACAUUGCCCUACACAAUCCUACUGCUAUAAUUCAAUUUCUCUCUUUUCUAGUCAAACUCCUUUUUCUAUGCAUAUUAUGUUGUGAUUUUGACCCAAGGAACCCCAAAUACAAGAUAGUCUCUGAGACUUCCUCCUCAAGAAAACCCCUUGGUCUGCCAAACUCUCUUAUAAACCUGUAACCUAUAGUGAGCACAAAUACUCAAAAGAAGACCUUUAGGAAAAUGAAGGAAUGACCAGUCAAAAGAAAACAUUUCCUCAAUUUCCCCCUACAAAACAUCAAUUUUUUUUUAAAACUUCCAAAAUUAUUAGGACCAUCAGAAGCCCUGAAAACAGCAGUUUUCCAAAUAAAUCAGUAUGCUCUCCCAGCAUAUGGUACAAUAACUUUCUAGUAGAUAAAUAAUUUCAAGUGAAAUGGAAUCCUCAAAAUAAUCAGUUGGAGAAAAUUUUCAACUCCAAAAAAAUUCUGGGAGACAAAACAUAAAUUUGAUUUAAAAAAAAAUUAAAGAUGAAUCAAAGCAAAAAGCAAUCUAGAUUUUUUUUCAAAGAAAGGAAGCAAUGGGGGGGAUCUAAUUUCUGAUGAGUCUGACAUGAAAUGUGCAAGCGUCAUAGAUUUUGAGCAAGAAGAGACAUUAGAAUUACUUAGUCCAAUUCCCUUUUACAGAUUAGAAAACUCCGGUCCAGAGAGGAAAUAAUAAGUUGAGAGUAGAAAAGAAUAUAAAUAGUCAGCUUAAAAGUGAGGAAGAAAUAGCCACCUGAAAAAAUUCUUCAAAUGCUCAAGAAAAUUAGGUAAAUGAGAAUUAAAAUGAAAAUUACUUUGAAAUACAACCUUAAAACCAUUUUAUUGUCAGUAACUAAAAUCCAAUGAUGCAGGGGCUUUGAAGAGACAGACAAUUACACUGCUGUGAAUUGGUAUAAACCAUUUUUGAAAGUAUGUAUGCUAAAGAACUUCAAGCUCAUGCUGUAGGCGAUUUUGUUAAAGAAACCAGGGAUAUGAAACAUGGAGAAGAAAAGACUUAAUGGAACUGUGUAAUUACAAUUUGAACCCUAGAACUACAACUUCCAGCAUCCCAUAUUCCAUCUCAUGUUAUGUGCUAACAUAGAGAGGAUAUAAAUUUUGUGUAGCCCCGCCUUUCUCUCUUCCUGUGAAACCGUUUGGUGGAGGUAGUGUGAGGUGAACUGGCAGGAGAACUAACUCAUGUGGUCUUAUUUUUGUUAGAUAUCUAGGUUUUUAUACUUCUGUUUCCUUUUUAUUCCUUCUACUUCAAGUGGUUAUUAAUAAACUUUAUAAAAUUUCA